UACAUACAUUUUUAUUUGCCUAAACAGAUACUCAGAUGAACAAUAUAUCUAUCUUACUGAGUGAUGAUAAGAUAGUCAAAUUAUGUAGUAGUUGCUUCUUUCUUAAAAUUAUUUAAUUUUUAUUGUUUCCCUAAACUUGCCACGAGAUGAGUGCUUCCGAAGUAAUAAAAGUGAUUUGUGUAUUAAUUUCAAUCUUUCACAAUGGAUACUCCGCCAAUAUCUUAGGAUUGAUGGGUUGUACCUCGCACAGUCAUCACUUAUGGAAUGAAGUGAUUGUUAAUGCACUUGCUGAGAGAGGACACUCUCUUACCGUGGCCUCAGUCGAUGAAAAUAAUUCACCUCAUCCUAAUGUCACUUAUAUUCACCUGGAGGAAGCUUACAACACGGUAGCCGAUUAUUACAAAGAUUCAGAUGCUAAUUUCGAUACCUAUGGACCUUUUGCCAAUUUACGACUAUUGUAUAAUUUUAAAUUGCUGGAGUGUAAGGGAAUUUUCCAAUCGAAGGGUUUUGAAAAGGCAUCAAAUCUAGCUGAGGAAAAGUUUGAUUUGAUUUUGUUUGACAUAUCAGCUGGGCCAUGCAUAUUUAGACUGAUACAGAAGUAUCCAGAAAUUCCUGUGGUGGCUGUGAGUGCGUUCAAAAUGGAUCCGUAUAUUUUGGAGAUUGUCGGUGGACAUAGCUAUCCGGGUUAUGUGCCAUAUUUCUUGGAUCAUCAAGAUGUUCCGAUGAAUUUAUGGAAUCGUCUUACUAAUUCAGCAACUUAUGCAUUUGCAUAUUUUUACAGAAAAUACAUAACCGAAUCAGCUGUUGAAAGCUUAGCUCCGGAUGACCCAAAGCCAACUUUGCAGAGUCUCCAGAAGAGGGUGAAUAUGACUCUUAUAAAUACACAUCCAGCAAUGGACUAUGCCCAAUCACUACCACCCAACGUUAUCGAAGUCGGAGGUCUUCACAUCAAAGAACCACAAAAGCUUCCAGAAGAUAUCAAUGCAUUCAUAGAUUCUGGGAAUAGGGGUGCAAUUCUUAUAUCACUAGGUUCAAAUACUUUAGUGGAAACUAUUGGUCAGAAUCGAAUUGACGCUAUUUUAUUUGUCAUUCGAAGUAUGCCUCAGUAUAACUUUUUGUGGAAAAUUGAGAAGGAAGAUAUUUUUGAAGAUGCUCCAAAGAAUUUGUUGAUCCGCAAAUGGUUGCCUCAAAAUGAUAUUUUAGCAAAUUCAAGAGUUCAUGCGUUCUUCACCCAUGCUGGUGGCUUAAGUAUGCAAGAAGCCACAUGGCAUGGUGUUCCGGUGAUUGCAAUGCCUUUGUUUCUGGAUCAAUUUGUCAAUGCUCGUAAUGCCCAACUCAAAGGCUGCGGAUUGGAAGUAAAUUUUGAGACUCUCAACAACGAAACUCUUUUGCAAGCUUUUACAAAAAUUCUCAGUGAUCAGAAUUAUAAACUCCAAAUGCAGAAAUUACAAAAGAAAUUCCAAGAUCGUCAAAAUAAACCUUUGGAUACAGCCCUUUGGUGGAUAGAAUAUUUUCUAAGAAAUCCAAAUGCAGAACAUUUAACACCAUCUUCAAGAGAUAUUUCAUAUUUUGCAGCGAAUUCGUUUGAUAUUUUUAUAAUAUUUUUAAUUAUUUGCAUAGUUUUCAGUAUUGUUUUUGUUAAAAUUAUUCGGAUCUUUCUAAAAUGUUCGAAAAAGAUGUUUUCUAAAUUAAAAGACAAAAAUGUUCCUGAAGGUAAUACCUUGACUAAGAAAACUGUUUAAAGAAAAUUAUAUUAUAUUGAGGUUUUUUAAAAUAAGAAUAGAUCGAGACAUAAUUUUUGUAUUUUUUUAAAAGAUAAUAUUGGAAAUAUUCGAUUAUAAUAAAAUGCAAUAGUGGUUUUCACCCACUUGCGAAGAAAAAAUCGAAGUUUUCAUUGACUUAGAUGAAAAUUGGAUGU
This is a messenger RNA of Eupeodes corollae, 1918 nucleotides long. RefSeq names its product UDP-glucosyltransferase 2-like. The record is from RefSeq and is a predicted model, not a curated record. The transcript has 5 exons. Gene Ontology annotation, molecular function: UDP-glycosyltransferase activity. NCBI's taxonomy places the organism in Eukaryota, Metazoa, Arthropoda, Insecta, Diptera, Syrphidae. Bases 147 to 1742 code for a protein of 531 amino acids.